This is a messenger RNA of Alexandromys fortis (reed vole), 365 nucleotides long. RefSeq names its product coiled-coil domain containing 179 (gene Ccdc179). Lineage: Eukaryota; Metazoa; Chordata; Mammalia; Rodentia; Cricetidae. The record is from RefSeq and is a predicted model, not a curated record. The coding region runs from base 9 to 365 and encodes 118 amino acids. The transcript is spliced from 5 exons.
UCUGCAGCAUGUGUCUGCCACGUGUUCGAGAUGAGGAGCCCGCCCAAGUCUACCCAGAAGGAACACGAAGGCACCACACUUCAGAUGUUUCUGCCAGGCAGUCUUUGGAUAAACGUAUCCACUACAUGCAAAACCUAAGGAAGGAGAAGAGGAAAUUGGGAAAAAGGUUUGCAAGGCCUGCCCCCGUUCCAGAUCCAGGAAUUAUAAGGGCACAUCCUCCUAAGCCCUUAGAACACAAAGAUGAACAUGGUCAAAAUACUGAGAAGGUUCAAGAUCUUGCUCAGCAGGUGCCUAAUAUCGCUGUAAUAAUAGGAUCGAAAGAGUCAGACAAGGAGUGUCCAGUCCUAACUGUGAUACAGCUCUGA